Messenger RNA from Tachyglossus aculeatus (Australian echidna), 3527 nucleotides. RefSeq names its product formin like 1 (gene FMNL1). The record is from RefSeq and is a predicted model, not a curated record. Gene Ontology annotation, molecular function: actin filament binding; small GTPase binding. Lineage: Eukaryota; Metazoa; Chordata; Mammalia; Monotremata; Tachyglossidae. Gene Ontology annotation, cellular component: cytosol. Gene Ontology annotation, biological process: cortical actin cytoskeleton organization; regulation of cell shape; cell migration.
UCCAGCAAACUGGACCUUGGAGCCUGGAAGCGGCUGGCCGGCUGGGUGGGCAUCGCCAUGGGCAACGCGGCUGGCAGCGGGGAGCAGCCCCUGGCCCGGGAGGGCAGGACCCCCCAGCCCACCCCCAGCGCGGUGCCCCCCAAGCUGCCCAUGCCGGCAGCAGGAGAGCUGGAAGAGAGGUUCAGCCGGGUCCUGAACUGCAUGAACCUGCCCCCCGACAAGAUGCAGCUCCUCAGCCACUACGACAGCGAGAAGAAGUGGGAGCUCAUUUGUGACCAGGAGCGGUUUCAGGUGAAGAACCCGCCCGCCGCCUACAUCCAGAAGCUGCGGAGUUACCUGGACACCGGGGCCGUCGGCAGGAAGGUGACGGCCGAUUGGAUGCCCAACCUGGGGUUCAAGAGGCGGGUCCAGGAGUCCACCCAGGUGCUGCGGGAACUUGAGAUCUCCCUGAGGACCAACUACAUCGGUUGGGUGCAGGAGUUCCUGAACGAGGAGAACCGCGGACUGGAUGUGCUCUUGGAGUACCUGGCCUUCGCCCAGUGUGCUGUCACGUACGACAUGGAGAGCACGGACAACGGUACCCCCAGCCCUGAGAAGCUCAAGCCCUUGGAGAGGUCAGUGGAGGACCUCAGCAAGGGGCCUUCUUCACCCCCACAGAUGUCCUCCAGGAGCCGUCACCUGACUGUCAGGCUGCCCCCGGCCCACAGCAGGAAAGCCCUGAGGAAUUCCCGCAUCGUCAGCCAGAAGGACGACGUGCACGUCUGCAUCAUGUGUCUCCGUGCCAUCAUGAACUACCAGUCUGGCUUCAGCCUUGUGAUGAGCCACCCGGCCUGUGUCAACGAGAUCACCCUCAGCCUCAACAACAGGAGCCCCAGGACGAAGGCUUUGGUGCUGGAGCUGCUGGCCGCGGUCUGCCUGGUGCGAGGCGGGCACGAAAUCAUCCUGGCCGCCUUCGACCACUUCAAAGAGGCCUGUGGGGAGAAACAUCGGUUCGAGAAGCUGAUGGAGUAUUUCCUGCACGAGGAGAGCAACAUCGACUUCAUGGUGGCCUGUAUGCAGUUCAUCAACAUCGUGGUCCACUCCGUGGAGAACAUGAACUUCCGCGUCUUCCUUCAAUACGAGUUCACCCACUUAGGUCUGGACCUCUUCCUGGAGACCCUGCGUCACACGGAGAGCGACAAGCUGCAGGUUCAGAUCCAGGCCUACCUAGACAACGUCUUCGACGUGGGGGCCCUGCUGGAGGACACGGAGACCAAGAACACGGUCCUGGAACACAUGGAGGACCUGCAGGAACAGGCCGCCCAGCUGACAGAGCAGCUCCGGGGGGCAGAAAACGAGUCCAUGGCCAAGAUCGCCGAGCUGGAGAAGCAGCUGAGCCAGGCCCGCAGGGAAGUGGACCUGCUGCGGGAGCGGCUGAGCGAGACUUCGGGCCCGGAGGCGAAGAUGCCCACGGCCCCGGCUCGGCCCUCGGCCCUGGAGCUGAAGGUGGAGGAGAUGGAGGAGAAGGGGUUAAUUCGGAUCCUCCGGGGACCCGGGGAAGAUGAUGUAGCCAUCGAGAUUGUCCCCGUUGUCGGGGCAACUCCGGUCGCCAUGGUGAUGACGGAGGAAGCGCCCCCUUGUACCAGCUCAGAUGUCCCAGAGGCUGCCCAAGCCCCGGCCACCCCGUCGCCUCUACUGAGCACCUCCCCAGCCACCCAACAGGAAGGCCUACCAUCUGAGCUCCCACCGGCCCCAGCCCUUCCCGGGGGUCCAGAUUUGCCCCCCGCCCCACCCCUUCCUGGGGGUCCGGAUUUGCCCCCCCGCCCACCUCUUCCAGGGAGCCAGGACUUGCCCCCUGCCCCUCCGCUGCCAGGGACCCUGCCACCCCCUCCACCUCCACCACCACCUGAUGGGCCGCCCCCUCCGCCCCCCCCCUCCCGGGGCCAGGAUUUGAACCCAUGACCUGUGACUCCCAAGCCCGGGCUCUUUCCACUGAGCCACGCCGCUUCUCUGGUUUUCCCCCCAGUCAAGGCCAAGCAGCCGAUCCAGACCAAGUUCCGGAUGCCCCUGUUCAACUGGGUGGCACUGAAGCCCAACCAGAUCACGGGCACCGUCUUCACCGAGCUCAACGACGAGAAAGUGUUACAGGAGCUGGACAUGAGUGACUUUGAGGAGCAGUUCAAGACGAAGUCUCAAGGCCCCAGCGUGGAUCUGAGCGCCCUCAAGGUGAAGGUGGCCCAGAAGGCUCCCAGUAAGGUGACCCUCAUUGAGGCCAACCGGGCCAAAAACCUGGCCAUCACCCUCCGCAAGGGCAACCUGGGCGCUGACCGCAUCUGCCAGGCCAUCGAGAGGUACGACCUGCAGGUCCUGAGCCUGGACUUCCUGGAGCUGCUGAGCCGGUUUCUGCCGACGGAGUACGAGCUGACCCUCAUCCAGCGCUACGAGCGGGACGGGAGGCCCGUGGACCAGCUGGCCGACGAGGACCGAUUCAUGCUGCGUUUCAGCCGCAUCCCCCGCCUGGCCGACCGCAUGGCCACCUUGGCUUUCCUGGGCAACUUCGACGACACCAGCCAGCUGAUCAUGCCGCAACUGAACGCCAUCAUCGCGGCCUCCAUGUCGGUCAAGUCUUCGGACAAACUCCGCAACAUCCUGGAGAUCGUGCUGGCUUUUGGCAACUACAUGAACAGCAGCAAGCGAGGCGCAGCCUACGGCUUCCGGCUGCAGAGCCUGGACAUGCUGCUGGAGAUGAAGUCGACGGACAGGAAACAGACGCUCCUUCACUACCUGGUGCGGGUGAUCGGGGAAAAAUACCCGCAGCUCACGGGCUUCCACGCGGACCUCCACUUCUUGGACAAGGCGGGAGCAGUGUCCCUGGACAGCGUCCUGCAAGACGUGCGGGCCCUGCAGAAAGGCAUGGAGCUGACCCGGCGGGAGUUCAUGCGCCAAGACGACAACCCUGUGCUCAAGGACUUCCUCAAGGCCAACGGCGACGUCAUGGAGAAGAUGCUGGCCGACAGCAAGACCGCCCAGGAGGCCUACGAAUCCGUGGUGGAGUACUUUGGUGAGAACCCCAAGACGACGCCCCCCUCCAUGUUCUUCCCGGUGUUCAGUCGCUUCAUCAAGGCCUACAAGAAAGCGGAGCAGGACGUGGAGCUGUGGAAGAAGCAGGAGGCGGCGGCGGUCUCCGAGGAAGGGCCGGACGCCCCGGGGAAAGCUGAACUCAAGGAACCCAAGUCCCCCACCCACAAAGCCCGACGGCAGCAGAUGGACCUGAUCUCGGAGCUGAAGAGGAAGCAGCAGAAGGAGCCGCUGAUCUAUGAGGGUGACCGGGAUGGGGCCAUUGAGGACAUCAUCACCGUCCUGAAGACCGUGCCCUUCACGGCACGAACGGGCAAGCGGGCAUCUCGGCUCUUCUGCGAGUCCAGCUUCAGUGAUGAGAGUCCCCUCUAGCCCCUUCCCCCAGCCCGGAGAUCUGCGGAGCCAACCCUACCGGGCCGACGUAGGCCGCCGCAGCGGCCGCAGGAGGGGCCCGGGCCCGCCCCUGCAAG